Molecule: messenger RNA, 925 nt
Organism: Paraglomus brasilianum
Lineage: Eukaryota; Fungi; Glomeromycota; Glomeromycetes; Paraglomerales; Paraglomeraceae
Source: the annotation of a GenBank genome assembly
AUGUCAAAAGAUACACCGACUUCCUCCAAAACGUAUGCGUUUCUGACAUCCGGUUUGCCUCGUACGACAGAUGAGACAACAUGGCAGUAUAAUAUGCGAAAGCUUUUGACUAUCAAAAGCCUAGACGAUUUAAGAACAGCGAGUGAGAAUUCCACCAUGAGCAGAUGUUUGGGACCAUUUGAAUUAAUAAUGCUUGGAAUUGGUGGAUCGGUAGGAGCAGGAAUUUUCGUGUUGACCGGCCAGGUAGCCGCAAUUCACGCAGGCCCUGCUAUCGUCCUAUCAUAUCUCGUAUCUAGUUUGGUUGCUCUUUUUGCCGCACUAUGUUACUCCGAACUCGCCUCAAUGAUUCCAAUCUCUGGCUCGGCUUACACUUACGCAUAUGCCACUAUGGGUGAACUGAUGGCUUGGAUAGUCGGCUGGACACUAAUACUCGAAUAUCUCGUUUCGACAGCCGCUGUAGCCGUGGGAUGGUCCUCAUACUUUGUCCAUCUCUUUGAGGAUGCUUUCUCUGUAUCCUUGAGUAACUCGACCACCAUGUCUCCGUUACUAUUCGACGUCACGACCCAGUCAUUUCAGACAGUUCCCGGAACAUACUUUAACGUACCGGCAUUCGCCGUGGUUGUACUUCUUACAGUUGUAUUGGUCCUCGGAAUCAAGGAAUCGGCUCGGUUUAAUAAUGUCAUAGUGGUGUUUAAAGUAUUGGUGAUUCUUUUGUUUAUCUUUUCUGCCGCACCCUCGAUAAAAUCCGAAAACUACAAACCGUUUGUACCCAAGAACGAGGGAACUUUUUCUGCUUAUGGUGCAUCGGGUAUCUUCUCUGGUGCAUCGAUUGUGUUCUUUGCUUACAUUGGAUUCGAUGCCAUCUCAACUGUUGCACAAGAGACAAAGAAUCCAUCAAGAGAUUUGCCAAUCGGGAUUUUGGGAA